GUCUUCACAACCAAGCAAGCAAAAGAAAGUAGAAAGUAGAGACUAUACGAGAGGGAAGAAGAAGAAAACGAACACAACAAGCAAUGGAUCCCAAGCUCACAGAGGUCUCUCAGCUCUUCGAACGCUUCAAAGCUGCGUUCUUAAGGAACGACUUUGAUACCUGCACUAGACUCCUCUCACAACUCAAGGUCUCACUGACACAAUUCAGAAGCCUACCACCAUUGUUCGAAGCAACACCCAAUGCAAUUCAUGAAUUGAAUUUAGCAAGGGAUAUAUACGAGCAUGCUGUUGUUCUUAGUGUGAAGACGGAGGACCAAGAUGCAUUUGAGAGGGAUUUCUUUCAGUUGAAGCCUUAUUACACAGAUGCUGGCAACCGUCUUCCACCAUCCCCUCAGGAGCAUCCAAUCUUAGGACUCAACCUAUUGAGGCUUCUUGUUCAGAAUAGAAUAGCCGAAUUCCAUACUGAACUUGAACUUCUUUCCUCCACUGCUAUGGAGAAUCCUUGCAUUAAGCAUGCAGUGGAGUUGGAGCAGUCCUUCAUGGAAGGGGCUUACAACCGUGUGUUGAGUGCUCGACAGACAGUGCCACAUGAGACUUAUGUCUACUUCAUGGAUCUUCUGGCGAAGACAGUCAGAGAUGAAAUAUCUGGCUGUAGUGAAAAGGCUUAUGAUUUCCUUGCAAUUAGUGAUGCGCAGAAAAUGUUGUUGUUCUCUUCUGAACAAGAACUAUUGGAGUACAUUAAGGAGGAGCAUUCUGAGUGGGAGAUAAAGAAUGGUUUCGUUUAUCUCCAGAAGGCAAAAGAAUCUACACCAUGCAAGGAAAUACCUUCUCUGCAAUUGAUCAACCAGACACUCAGUUAUGCGAGAGAGUUGGAGCGGAUUGUGUAAUUGUGUAGAAGAGAGCGAAACUGGCCAGGGUCAUUAGCUUAAAAAAUUGUUCACUUUUGUAUCUUAAACCUCUUCAUAUUUUCAGUUAUCUAGGCUUUGCAUUGCCAUUCAUUAUUGCAUAAUGAAUACCUUUCAGUACAUUUUCAAUUCUUAAAAGUUUAUUAUACGAUUAUUUUCUGAA
This is a messenger RNA of Quercus robur (English oak), 1068 nucleotides long. Its product is annotated as 26S proteasome non-ATPase regulatory subunit 8 homolog A-like. The transcript is spliced from 6 exons. The coding region runs from base 84 to 887 and encodes 267 amino acids. The record is from RefSeq and is a predicted model, not a curated record. Gene Ontology annotation, cellular component: cytosol; proteasome regulatory particle, lid subcomplex; proteasome regulatory particle. NCBI's taxonomy places the organism in Eukaryota, Viridiplantae, Streptophyta, Magnoliopsida, Fagales, Fagaceae. Gene Ontology annotation, biological process: proteasome-mediated ubiquitin-dependent protein catabolic process.